Merops nubicus (carmine bee-eater) is the source of this 437-nucleotide messenger RNA. RefSeq names its product PRELI domain containing 1 (gene PRELID1). Gene Ontology annotation, molecular function: phosphatidic acid transfer activity. The transcript has 3 exons. Gene Ontology annotation, biological process: phospholipid transport. The record is from RefSeq and is a predicted model, not a curated record. Lineage: Eukaryota; Metazoa; Chordata; Aves; Coraciiformes; Meropidae. The annotation marks the transcript as partial. Gene Ontology annotation, cellular component: mitochondrial intermembrane space.
CAAACAUGUCCUGACCGAAGACAUAGUGCACCGGGAGGUGACGGAGGACCACAAGCUGCUCUCCCGGCGGCUCCUGACCAAGACCAACCGAAUGCCCCGCUGGGCAGAGCACUUCUUCCCGGCCAAUGUCGCCCGCUCCGUCUACAUCCUGGAGGACUCUAUCGUGGACCCCAAGAACCGAACCAUGACCACAUUCACCUGGAACAUCAAUCACGCGCGUCUGAUGGUGGUGGAGGAGCGCUGCUUGUACCAGGUGAACCCGGAGAACAGCAACUGGACCGAGGUCAAGCGGGAAGCCUGGGUCUCUUCCAGCCUGUUUGGCGUCUCGCGGGCCGUCCAGGAGUUUGGUCUGGCCAGGUUCAAAAGCAAUGUGACCAAGAGCACCAAGGGAUUUGAAUACGUGUUAGCAAGAAUGCAAGGUGAGCACCCAAGGGCAC